This is a messenger RNA of Hydractinia symbiolongicarpus, 2318 nucleotides long. Its product is annotated as NADPH oxidase 4-like. Gene Ontology annotation, molecular function: superoxide-generating NAD(P)H oxidase activity. The record is from RefSeq and is a predicted model, not a curated record. The coding region runs from base 173 to 2074 and encodes 633 amino acids. The transcript has 19 exons. Gene Ontology annotation, cellular component: plasma membrane; NADPH oxidase complex. Gene Ontology annotation, biological process: superoxide anion generation; defense response. Lineage: Eukaryota; Metazoa; Cnidaria; Hydrozoa; Anthoathecata; Hydractiniidae.
GGUAAACAAUGGCACAAAGUCGUACCAAGAUCAUUAAAAGUUAAUUCUAGUUCCGGGCCGUAUGUUUAUCUGUGAGUAACCGCGUAGAUAAAGUCAGUUGACAAGCAGGUCCCGUCACAACCAUUUAACUUUAUCGUAGAAGGCGAAAAGAUAGUUGGUUGUUUGCAAGACAAUGGAAAAGAAGAUAAUUUCAGAGAAUGUAAUAUGUGACAUCGGUGAUACGGCUAAUGAAGUGGCUGCAAAAAGCUGUGUUCGUAUUGUGGUAGAAGAAGAUAAUUCUACAGAAUGUGAUCAAACAACACGGAAAGUGUGUAGCGUACAAAAAGAAAGUGAUUUAAAAACAACAAGCAAAGCGUACAUUAAAACGUUUUAUCAAAAUGAGUUUAUUAAACUGUUUUUGCUGAUAUCUUGGUUAGUGAUCAAUAUCUUUUUAUUUGUAUGGUCAUUUCUCAAUUUCAAAAAUGACGAAACGUUUUCUUAUAUGUAUUUGAUGUGUGGCGAUUAUAUUUUUAUCUCCCGUGCAUCCGCUUUGGUGAUUAAUUUCAACUGUGCAAUUGUUCUGUUACCAAUGAAUCGAUUCAUUAAUUCCUGGAUACGCACACAAUUGCUAAAGGAUACGAAGAGUGUGCUAAGACGAAUAUUUGAUCAUAUGAAGAGUCUCCAUAUACUAUCCGCAUUUGGCAUCUGCAUCGCAAGUGUGAUUCAUACAAUCUUUCACUUGGUUAAUAUUUUCUACUUUCGUCAAAACUUUUCUGAAGUUGUAAAGAGUAUCAACAUUGCAGAAUCCAAGGAAGAUACAACUCUAUGGAACUUUCUAUUAACUGUGCCUGGAUGGACCGGAGUUUUAAUGUUGCUCAUAUUGGCUUUAAUUGUUAUGACGUCACUAAAAGUCGUUCGGACGAAGCGUAAUGAAGUGUUUAAGCAUGUCCACCAUUUAUCGAUCAUCUUUCUACUCUUGUCAAUGUUUCACGGAUUUGGAAAUGUGACAAAGUACAUAGGUAACAUUGACUUACAUCCAAAGGAAUGUCAUGAUAUAAAUGCCUAUAGUAACUUACCACAGUGUACAGAAAAACCACAAUUUGUGCACGUUACACCAUCGAUUUGGAAAUGGAUAAUUGGACCAUUGAUUCUUCAUUUAAUUGAUCGCGUUAUUCGUUUUGUUCGUUCAUUAAAAACUUGUAGUUUAGUUGAGGCAAAAAUACACAAUGGAAACGUGUUAGAAUUAUUAUUUGUAAAACAAGGAUUCAAAGCCAGACCAGGACAGUAUAUUCUUCUGCAGUGUCCAGAAAUUGCUGAAUUUGAAUGGCAUCCGUUUACUCUUACCAAGUGUCCUUCUGGAAGCGGAGAAGUUGAGAAGAGAUUUUCAGUUCAUAUAAAAGUGUCAGGUGAUUGGACAGGAAAGCUGCUCAAUUUUAUCACAUCAAUGUCCGAGAAAAAGGGUAACUUAAAGAGAAGAGGGAGUACUUGUAUUGUAUCAAUAGAUGCUACUCCAUUACCAACGUUUAGAGUUGAUGGUCCUUACGGAAGUCCCAAUCAGGAUGGUUUUGACCAACGUGUUAAUGUUAGUAUCGCUGCUGGUAUAGGAAUCACCCCGUAUGCAGCUGUUCUUAACUAUUUGAAGUAUUUUAAGCCUGAGGUGGUGCAUAAGAAUUUUAAACUUGAAAGAUUACAUUUGAUUUGGGUUUGCAAAGAUGUAAACGAGUUUAGUUGGGUUGUUGAUUUGAUCAAAGAUGUGGAAAGUCACCUACGACAUAUAAAUAGAGAAGACAUGUUACAUUGUCAGCUGUUCGUUACACAAGAAUAUAAGAUCAACAUAAUAUCCCAUUUACAAUUAAAGAAUGCUAACUUAGCUGAAACUGAAGAAGAUAAAACUGAUCAAUGGCUGCAAAAUAAAAUAAAAUGUGGUCGACCAGAUUUCAAAGAAGUGCUUUUUAAAAUUGCUUCACUGUAUGAAAAGCAAAAAAUUGGGUUGUUUUAUUGUGGCGCAAAAUCUUUGGGAAAAUUAAUUAAUGAAGUAAGCAUGAAAAUCAACCAUCGUGGAAAUACAUACAUAUUCAGAAAAGAAAGUUUUUAACACGUCGCUAGCUAGAAGAAAAGCUGAUGAAUUAUUGUAUGUUUGCUGGUUUUAAAGAAACGAGACUAUAUUUAAAAGUAAUUUCUUAGCGCAUUUUUAGUAAUCUAAUUUAUAUAAAUAAUAAAAUUGUAAAAUAGUGUAGAUAAUUUAAUAUAAAGAAUUAUUAUUUUAAGUUUGAUUUCUCACAGACGCUUAUAAUUUUUCUUGUUGUGUUUCUUGCUAUUUUUAGCAAUACAAAUUAUUU